AUGAAGGGCGCCUCGUUUCUCAGUAUCGCCUUGGGCGUGCUCUCGCUCGGGCCGCUGGCGGUUGUCGCCCAGCUGAGCGGGAGUGUUGGGCCGACGACGUCGACAAGCGCCAAGCGGUCCAAGAAGGUCUGCAACGUGCUCGACUACGGCGCGAAGGCGGACAAGCGCACCGACGUUGGCCCGGCGCUUACCAAGGCGUGGGCGGCAUGUGCUUCCGGCGGCAUUGUCUACGUUCCCGCGGGCGACUACGCCAUGGCCACAUGGGUGACGCUGAAUCACGGCUCUGGGGUCGGCAUCCAGCUGGACGGCAUCAUCUACCGCACGGGCACCGCCGGAGGGAACAUGAUCGUCGUCGAGAACUCCAAUGACGUCGAGUUCUUCUCGAGCAACGGCAAGGGUGCCAUGCAAGGCUACGGCUACGAGAUCCACAAGUCCGGAAGCCUCUCAGGCUGCCGCUUGCUCCGGUUCGUCAAGACUCAGGACUUCUCAAUCCAUGACCUGGCCUUCGUGGACGCGCCCGCGUUCCACGUCUUCCUGGACCAAUGCACCAACGGCGAGGUGUACAACCUCGCGAUCCGCGGCGGCGACCACGGCGGUCUGGACGGCCUGGACGUGGUCGGCACCAACAUCCAUGUGCACGACGUCAUGGUCACGAACAGGGACGAGUGCGUGACGGUCAAGUCGCCGUCAUCGAACCUCCUGAUCGAGCAGAUCUACUGCAACUGGUCGGGCGGGUGCGCGAUCGGGUCGCUCGGGGCCGACACGGCCAUCUCCAACGUGGUGUACUCCAAGGUGUACUCGGUCAACUGCAACCAGAUGAUGAUGAUCAAGUCCAACGGGGGCAGCGGCACGGUGCAGAACGUCAAGUUCGACAGCUUCAUCGGGCACAACAACGCGUACUCGCUCAACGUCGACCAGGCCUGGUCGUCGAUGAGCAAGGCGGCCGGCAACGGCGUGCAGCUCAAGAACAUCACCUUCUCCAACUGGAAGGGCGACUGCGCCGACGGCAAGCGGCGCGGGCCGAUCCAGUUCAAGUGCAGCGCCGACGUGCCCUGCACCGGCAUGACCGUGUCCGACUUCGCCAUGUGGACCAACGCGGGCGCCGAGGUCGACUACAUCUGCCAGAACGCCUACGGCUCCGGCGCGUGUCUCAAGGCGGGCUCGGGCGGCGCCUACUCGACCACCACCAAGGUCACGUCGGCGCCGUCCGGCUGGCAGGCCCCCAAGAUGUCCACCGACGUGACCACCAGCUUCGGCUUCACCAGCGAGAUCCCCAUCCCCGCGAUCCCCUCGACCUUCUACCCGGGCACGUCGCCGCUGAAGGCGCUGGCGAAGUGA
This is a messenger RNA of Thermothielavioides terrestris NRRL 8126, 1338 nucleotides long. RefSeq names its product glycoside hydrolase family 28 protein. Bases 1 to 1338 code for a protein of 445 amino acids. Gene Ontology annotation, biological process: carbohydrate metabolic process. The record is from RefSeq and is a predicted model, not a curated record. Gene Ontology annotation, molecular function: polygalacturonase activity. Lineage: Eukaryota; Fungi; Ascomycota; Sordariomycetes; Sordariales; Chaetomiaceae. The transcript has 3 exons.